Molecule: messenger RNA, 1407 nt
Organism: Phymastichus coffea
Lineage: Eukaryota; Metazoa; Arthropoda; Insecta; Hymenoptera; Eulophidae
Gene: beta3GalTII
Product: beta-1,3-galactosyltransferase 6
Exons: 2
Coding region: 60-1004 (314 amino acids)
Biological process (GO): glycosaminoglycan biosynthetic process
Cellular component (GO): membrane
Molecular function (GO): UDP-galactosyltransferase activity
Source: RefSeq, a predicted model, not a curated record
AGUAGCCGGUUAAAUGAUGGUUUCGUCGUGUUAAAAAAGUGAACAGUCGUUAUUAAACAAUGCCUAAAAUUAAAUUAAAUUUAUACUCACUGCUUGGUGUAUUUCUACUAACGAUUAUCAUUGUGCAUUAUUUAACAGCGAUGCAAUGUCCCUCGAGCAACGGAUUCGUAAAUAAACAAAAGUACCAACUGAUCUCAUUAGUGCUGAGUGCACCGGAUAAUAUUGAUCAAAGGGAUACAAUACGCAAAACUUGGAUGACUCUCACGCAAAACGACGUUAAACAUCUUUUCGCGGUAGGAUUGAUGAGUGCGACUUUAGAGCAAAAGCAGGAUCUUGCUUUGGAGAAUAAAAAAAAUAAUGAUUUGUUGUUACUACCAAAACUGCAUGAUGCCUACAUGACGAUCACGAAAAAAGUUCUGCAGUCAUUAGUGUACAUUUAUGAAACUUAUGAGUUUGACUUUUUAUUAAAAGUUGAUGAUGAUAGUUUUGUAUUGGUUGACCGUAUUCUGAAAGAACUCAUUCAGUGGCAGAAUAAAGGUACAAGACAAGAACUUUAUUGGGGAUAUUUCAAUGGCAAGGCUCGAGUUAAAAGAAGUGGACCUUGGAAAGAAACCGAAUGGUUUUUAUGUGAUUAUUAUUUACCAUAUGCUCUUGGAGGUGGAUAUAUAUUAUCGUAUAAUUUAGUUAAAUUCAUUGCUGAAAAUGCUGAUUUUUUAAAAUUGUAUAACUCAGAAGAUGUUUCAGUAGGAUUAUGGGUGGCACCUCUAUCUAAUAUUGAGAGAAAACAUGAUACAAGAUUUGACACUGAGUAUAGAUCUCGUGGUUGUUCAAAUCAGUAUUUAGUCACUCAUAAACAAAACACACAGGAUAUGAAAAAAUUAUAUGAAUUUUACUCUAGAACUGGUAAUCUAUGUGCUCAAGAAAUUAGUACGUAUUUAGGUUACCAAUAUAAUUGGACUGCACCACCUAGCCUAUGUUGUGAUAGACGUCCAGGAAUUCCCUAAAGGGUUUUGCAAACUUUUUCAUUGUCUAGACGAAUUGUUGCACCAUUUCUACAUUUGAAUCUUAACUAAGCUUAAGUCCUUCAACACUUAACCUUUAAUAUUAAAGGAAAUUGUGAUUAUUCUAAACUUUUGAAAAUUAAUAAUUAAAAGUUUCUAGUUUUCUGUAAAUUAUAUAGUAUACAGCAAAGUUUAUAGAACCUCUGGAAAUAAUUACAGUUAAAAUAGUAACUGAUAUUUCCUUGCAGUUUUUAGCAUAAGAUCAAGCUAGUUUCUACUAUUUAAAUUAAAGUGAUAAACUAAAAUGACAUUCUCACUAUAAGCAUUUAUUUUCAAGAUUGCGUGCCUAAGUGUGCCAUAAAUAUUUUGUAAAUAAAAAAAUUUGUAAAUAUAUACAAAACUAUGC